AACUCGAUGGCAUCAUGUUUUUUCAGCUUGAAUACACAGCGCCCAAAAACACCUGUGGUCUCAUCUUUGCUCCCACAACCCCACAUGCCCUUGUUUUCCUUUUUCUUUCUCUAAAUUUUCAUACCAAAUAACAAAUUAAUUAACCAUUUAAUUUUGAAGACAAACUCCCUAGCUACUUUAUAUAUAUAGCUCACUCAGCCUCAUUCCUUUCUCACCACACCCUUCUUUUCAACUCCUCUGUAUCUCUGUUUCUUUCAAAGAAGAGGAAUAUAUAUUUAAGUUGAGAUCAUAUAUAUAUUGAAUGGGAAUUAGAAAAUCAAACAAAGUGUCACAAAAGGCAAUGAUCAAGCAGAUCAUGAAGCGGUGCUCGAGCAUAGGGAAAAAGCACGGGUACGAGAACGAUGAAGGGCUGCCAAUGGACGUGCCAAAGGGGCAUUUUGUGGUGUACGUGGGCGAGAACCGGAGCAGAUACAUCGUUCCUAUCUCCAUUCUCGAGAGGCCGGAAUUCCUCAGCCUGCUUCACCAAGCUGAAGAAGAGUUUGGAUUUGAUCAUGACAUGGGCCUCACCAUUCCUUGUGAUGAACAAGUAUUCCAGUCUCUAACAUCAUUCCUUAGAUAGAUACAGCAAACUGCUGCAGGAAUUUAUUUAUUACUACUAGACUGCUACUUGUAUUUUUUUUUUUUUUUUCUCAGUUGAGAUUUCUUGACCGGCUGACUAGAAUUACCCAUGAUGAUGAAGUCGAUCUAAAUGGGUUAGGAUAUAUGCAUGUAAAUGUAGGAAUUUGGUAAAUGUUUGGUUUUUCCUCGCAGUGGUUGUUUUUGGCUGUAAUAUUUUGAUUACAGCCUUGAUUUGUACCCUGUGGGAGCAAUAGUAAUGUAUUGGAAGUUAAUUAAUGAAUGUAUCUUUGGGGAUUGAUGAUGCAUGCCCCUCUUUUUCUAA
Molecule: messenger RNA, 940 nt
Organism: Salvia miltiorrhiza (redroot sage)
Lineage: Eukaryota; Viridiplantae; Streptophyta; Magnoliopsida; Lamiales; Lamiaceae
Product: protein SMALL AUXIN UP-REGULATED RNA 51-like
Exons: 1
Coding region: 302-619 (105 amino acids)
Biological process (GO): response to auxin
Source: RefSeq, a predicted model, not a curated record